Molecule: messenger RNA, 804 nt
Organism: Puma concolor (puma)
Lineage: Eukaryota; Metazoa; Chordata; Mammalia; Carnivora; Felidae
Gene: MLF1
Product: myeloid leukemia factor 1
Source: RefSeq, a predicted model, not a curated record
UCUUUUAUUGCACACCGAGAAAGUAUGCGACAGAUGAUGAGAAGUUUUUCUGAACCUUUUGGAAGAGAUUUGCUCAGCAUCUCUGAUGGCAGAGGAAGAGCUCAUAAUCACAUGAGACAUGAUGAUGGUGAAAAUUCUUUGACUGUAAUGAAUUCUCUUAUGCCUUUUGGCAGUUUUGGUGGUAUGCGUACAGAUGUCAACCCUUUUCAGGCAAUGGACCGAAUGAUGUUAAAUAUGCGAAACAGUAUGCAGGAAUUACAAAGAAACUUUGGUCACCUUUCACUGGAUCCAAAUGGACAUUCAUUUAGUUCUUCCUCAAUUAUGACUUAUUCCAAAGUAGGAGAUGAACCACCAAAGGUUUUCCAGGCCUCGACUCAAACCCGUAGGGCUCCAGGAGGAAUAAAGGAAACUAGGAGAGCAUUGAGAGAUUCUGACAGUGGACUAGAAAAAAUGGCUGUUGGUCAUCAUCUUCACGACAGAGCUCAUGUCAUUAAAAAGUCAAAGAACAGCAAAACUGGAGACGAAGAGGUCAAUCAAGAGUUCAUCAAUAUGAAUGAAAGUGAUGCUCACGCUUUUGAUGAUGAAUGGCAGAAUGAGAUUUUGAAGUACAGACCAGCGGGACAGUGGCGCCAUGUGGAAAACCCUAAGAUGCGAAGUGUUAGUCAUGAGAAUUCAGGCUCCCGAGAACUUAAAAGAAGGGAGAAACCUCAUCAAAGUCCAGCCAUUGAACAUGGAAGAAGAUCAAAUGUUUUUGUGGACAAACUCAACAUCAAAGGAUCACCUGUGAAAAUCAACAAAAAAUAA